This is a messenger RNA of Ornithodoros turicata, 616 nucleotides long. RefSeq lists its product as uncharacterized. The transcript has 3 exons. Lineage: Eukaryota; Metazoa; Arthropoda; Arachnida; Ixodida; Argasidae. The record is from RefSeq and is a predicted model, not a curated record. The coding region runs from base 32 to 487 and encodes 151 amino acids.
GGAGUAGAAAGUGCUGCACAGCCUCCACAUCAUGUCAUUGCGGCUUCUAGAGCACUCCGACCAGCUGGACAUAACGUUAUCAUAUUUGCAAGAACCCAAAGAGACGGAAGAGUCAGACAUCAUUACACGUCCAUUUGUUGGUGUUGAAAGUUUCAUAAAGUUUGAUGAAGAACUGCAGCACUCUCACAAGAAAAAGGAACAUCUGCAGCGACAGAUGAUAAAAAUUGGGGGCACAAGCAGUGGAGACAGAGCCAGACGCACCCUCUACAAGAUAAUUGCAGAUGAGGUGGCACAGCCAUUCAACUGGGCAGGGGCAGGCGGCAAAAUGAAGUUCAGUUCAUUAGAGUGCUGCAACGUGAUGUGUAGUGCUAUCAGCAAAGCAACAAAUGAAGGGACACUCGCCGAAGUAGAGAAAGCAAUACAAACGUGGCUGAGGCAUGCACGCGAAAGGCUGAGCAAGAAAGCAGCAAAAGAGCGUACAGCAUAGUGGUUCUACUCCUCCAACCUCAUCAAGAGAGUUCAGGAAACACUGAAGAGCUUAGUGCAGCUGGACUGAAUGGUUUUCACAUUGUUCUCACAUAUUUUCAAGUUUUUGCAUGUAUGUAUAUGUAUACAC